Psylliodes chrysocephalus is the source of this 1474-nucleotide messenger RNA. NCBI's taxonomy places the organism in Eukaryota, Metazoa, Arthropoda, Insecta, Coleoptera, Chrysomelidae. The record is from the annotation of a GenBank genome assembly.
UUUUUGUGUUUUUGUGUAGUCUACUGUUAACAAUUGGAGAAUUACAUGAUGUUAAUUCCCUUAUGAAAUAUUUAAAACGUAACGGAGUGACAGAUGAAAUGGUUAAUGGUUAUUUAAAUAAUAUGUUUCGCCCCAUUGGAAUUAAUCACGGUAGCAAUCAUUAUACAUACAACAGAGGGAGUAAAAAUGCUUGGACAAAUGCACAAGGACAAAAGUUUAUAGAAACGCUUCAUAAAGAAUAUGACAAACAUAAAAACCCUGCAAUAGAUGUGAGAUUUGGAUUUAAUGAUGAAAAUCCUAAAGAAGAUGCCAAAGAAGACUUUUCAGUUUCCAAAAACAACAAGGAGUCUUCUAAAGAAUUAAACAGAAAAAGCGAAGUAAAUCAUAAAUCAACAAUAUCGACUAAAAAUAAUGUUAAGCAAUGUAUAAAAUCGGUUACACACGUGAAAGGAAAACAAAUGUGUAAAGAUCAGUUAAUAUUUAACGAAAAUUUCGAAUCUAUAAGGAAAAAUAUUUGGAAUAUCGAUCAGAAAAUUGCUGGAGCACCUGAUUAUGAGUUUGUAGUUUACGUAGAUCGUGCAGAAACUAGAGAAAUAAUGAGAGGUGCCAGUAUAAAUAUAAAACCGGUUUUAAUCGAAGAUAUAUUUGGACCGAAAAUAUUUGAAGAUGGCAUCGAUCUUGGCAAAAAUUGCACUGAAAAAACCAAACCUCAAGACUGCAAAAUGAAGCCAGAUGCUGGUUUUAUGGUACCACCUAUUGCAUCUGCUCAGAUGAAUACAAAAAAUAAAUUUUCUUUUAGAUAUGGAUUUGUAGAAAUUCGGGCAAAAUUACCUGCCGGUGAUUGGAUAUAUCCUAUAUUAUACUUGAAUCCAAUGAGAGAAUUAUAUGGAAAACUAUACGAGUCUGGACAGAUAAGAAUAGCGUUUACCGAAGGUAACGAAAUAAAUAACCAAGAAUUGAAAGGUGGGAUAAUAUUAGGACUUAAUACUAAAGCCAGAAAUUAUGGAAUGAGAAAUAUAACCAGGAUGAAUAGAUGGUCGGAUACGUUUCAUAAAUACCAAUUGAAAUGGACCCCAGAAUCUUUUUUUCUUAGUGUUGAUGGAAUCGAGUAUGGUAUAAUCGAACCUCCUAUAGCAGGAUUCGUAUCAUUAACGGAUGAUUUAAAAAUACCGAAUUCUGAGGACUGGAGAAGUGGGUCGCCAUUAGCUCCAUUCGAUAAAGAGAUGUAUCUUCAAGUAGGUGUUGGAGUGGGAGGAUUUAACUUCGAUGAUCGCCUAGACGGCUCCAAACCUUGGAGAAAUGGAGAAAGACUUCAAGUUAAAAAGUUUUAUGAAGAUAAAGACAAUUGGUUACCAUCUUGGAAAGAUGGGAAGAAUACUUUGAAUAUAGAUUAUAUUAAAAUUUGGGCUCUGUGAUAUAUGUGAAAUUUUGCUCUUGUAUAAUAUUUAGAUUGAAAUAAAUGUUUCUUAAUUUG